UAACAGCCUUUCUUUCUCCUACGAGAUUUUUGACUUAGAAAAAUUAAUGGUUCAUAGAAAAAAAAAAGCUUGGAAUCUUAAUUUAAAUAAUACACAAUCUCAAUGGUAUAGAAAGUGGAUUAUAGAAUGGGAAGUUCCUAGAAAAUGUGUUCAUUCAUCAAUAGGAAUAAUUACAUUGGAACUUUAUAGACAAAGAUUUGAAGCAACGGUAAUUACAUUAUGUCUAGCUAUAUUAUUUAUACCAGCAUUUGGAUGUGAUCUUAUACGGUUUUCAGUUCCAGAAUUUAACCGUAUAUAUAUAACAGUUCUCGGACCGUUAAUGAGACAGAGCGAAAUUAAUACGUGGAAUGGUGUUAUUUUUUAUAUUAUAGGUACAUGGACAGUCUUAAUAAUAUUCCCUAAAGAUAUAGCAGUGAUAUCUAUUCUUUUACUUGCUUGGUGCGAUACAGCAGCAUCGACAAUGGGAAGAAUGUAUGGACAUUAUGGACCUUUAAUUCGUCCAGGAAAAUCAUUAAUUGGAACGAUUGCUGCAUGUGUUGUAGGGAUGUUAUCAGUUUAUAUAUUUUGGGGAAGGAUUGCUCGUUUCGAUGAGCCAAAUUUAUUAUGGUAUCCAUCGAGUCGAUUAAAUAUUCAUGGGCUAGCUUUAUUAACGGGAUUAAUUGGGGGAUUUACGGAACAACUUGAUUUAUGGAAGUUGAAUGAUAAUUGUGUAAUUCCUGUGAUGAGUGGAAGUCUUUUGUAUAUUAUUUUGAAGAGUAUUAAUAUAUAUACGUAAAAAAGGUUUUAAAAUCGUAUAUAUAGAGAGAG
Pneumocystis carinii B80 is the source of this 807-nucleotide messenger RNA. RefSeq lists its product as hypothetical. The record is from RefSeq and is a predicted model, not a curated record. Gene Ontology annotation, biological process: phosphatidic acid biosynthetic process. Bases 47 to 775 code for a protein of 242 amino acids. Gene Ontology annotation, cellular component: endoplasmic reticulum membrane. The transcript has 3 exons. Lineage: Eukaryota; Fungi; Ascomycota; Pneumocystomycetes; Pneumocystales; Pneumocystaceae. Gene Ontology annotation, molecular function: ATP-dependent diacylglycerol kinase activity.